AUGUUUGGUAAGAAGAAACAAAAACCACAAAUGGACACUUCAUAUGUUUCAGUUAUUGAUGGUGUGAAGAAGAUUUAUGAUGAAAAAAUUAAAAAAUUAGAAGCUGAUUAUAAAUAUGAUUAUUUAGUAUCUCCUCUUAUGAGACAAGCUGAUUUUGAAGCUAAGCCAAUGGUUUUAUUCCUUGGUCAAUAUUCUACUGGUAAAACUACUUUUAUUAAUUAUUUAUUAAACUAUGAUUAUCCUGGCUCUCAUAUUGGUCCUGAACCAACUACUGAUGGUUUUAUGGCAAUUAUGCAUGGACCUAAUUCUACUAAUAUCCCAGGUAAUACAUUAUGUGUUCAAUCAGAUAAACCAUUUACUUCAUUAUCUAAGUUUGGUAAUGAUUUUAUGGCUAAAUUUAAUGGGUCAUUCUGUAAUCUUCCACUUCUUGAACAUUUAACCUUUAUCGAUUCUCCUGGUGUUUUGUCUGGAGAAAAACAAAGAAUUG
Molecule: messenger RNA, 487 nt
Organism: Entamoeba nuttalli P19
Lineage: Eukaryota; Evosea; Mastigamoebida; Endamoebidae
Product: receptor mediated endocytosis protein, putative
Exons: 1
Biological process (GO): endosomal transport; endocytosis
Cellular component (GO): intracellular membrane-bounded organelle; cytoplasm; plasma membrane
Molecular function (GO): GTP binding
Source: RefSeq, a predicted model, not a curated record